Molecule: messenger RNA, 3993 nt
Organism: Aspergillus mulundensis
Lineage: Eukaryota; Fungi; Ascomycota; Eurotiomycetes; Eurotiales; Aspergillaceae
Exons: 2
Coding region: 1-3993 (1330 amino acids)
Source: RefSeq, a predicted model, not a curated record
AUGUUCCGCCGAAAGAGGAGCGCGUCGCAACAUCGGCAUCAGCACCAGCUCUCGAGUUCCAACACGCAAAAUGCGCAAUCCGCCGCUACCCGUGCCUUCAUUCAAUCGCAGCCUUCGUCCAGUAACCUCUCCUCCGCCGCCGCCGCUGCCGCCCUCCGCAGUCUGACACCUACCCCGACCCCUGUCGAAAAUGUCCAGACAAAGCGUAUGCUCCAGCGGAAGUCGUCCAUCUCGUCACAGCCAGCCGGGUCGCCCACUCUCCGCCCAUCAAGUCGCAAUGGCCUACGACGGUCUAAUAGUUCGGCCUCCAUGAGUGCCCGCACGUUCCGGGAUCAGUCACCCGGUCGCCCGUCCUCGAGCUACUCAACAAUGUCUACGCCGGCCGUUGCGCCGCCGCUUCCAUCGAUUCCGACGGAGUUCUCUGGGCGGAGGAACCAGAGUCGACGAUCUGUCAGCCUGGGACCUAGCGCGUUGUCGCCGAGUCCACGAACACAGCCCACAGAGGCGAGAAGCAUUAGGUCACCGGUAACUGUACCUGACAGUCCGCGGGUUGUCGCUAGCCCAGGAGCUGGAUCGGGCUCGCCGCUGCAUCAGAGGUCAGAAAGCAGGAAUUCGAUCAAUUUCUCGUAUCCGAUGAAUUCUCGAACGAACUCCCCGACGAUACCCUCGGGGUUUCCUGAUCGUCAAGACGCCGCUGCGAGUGCAUCCGCUUCGCUCAACAAGCGCUCUAGCGCUCAUUAUAAUAAAAACAAAGCACAAGCUGCUGCACCCGGAAGUCCCGCGAGAAACUCCCUUCCGGUAAUAACCGCGCUUGCCGCAGCUCAGGCCGUGACAGUGACUCGGAAUGAUGAGCCGAACACUCCACCGGUCUCUUCUCGCCCGGCACGUCAACCACCAGCUAUUGAACGGUCGCCCAGCCGGAGCCCAGCCACGUUGGGCGUCAAGCAACGUCCCGUAGUCACUAAAUCGUCCGCGGUUGCUGAAGACCGCCCGGCUAAGGAACAUUCUCGUCCCUCGCCUACACCAUCACCGUCACCUGCAUCAGUACCACCCGCGCCCGCGCCCGCACCUACACCUAUACCCGCACCAGCAUCAGCACCAGCAUCAACACCUGUGAAAGAGCAGGAGAAUCAGCCGUUGGCGUUGCGUUCAAAAGAACCGCCAAGGGCUCCAACACCGCCGGUUGCUGAAAAAGUCGCACGGACGCCCCCGGUUAGUCCACCACAAGUGAAACCCACCGCGAAACCAGAUGGAGAGGCCCAGUCGGCACCCCUACCUCAACCUAGUAGCCCCUCGAGAUCAGCUCAUUUCUCGAGUCAACUGGCUGUGAUAAGCCUUCCGGGCGACCAACUACACCAGCCUCCUGCUCGUUCUAUAUCACCGGCCAAGUCCGCUCUGAAGAAUCGAAACAGCUCUCUGUCACCCGACGGGAGGCUCUCCGGGAUUCUUCGUCCUGGUCCAUCACUCAGCGAGCUUUCAGACGCGACUUCUGUGGCGUCCGACGAUGGUGCAAGACCCAACCAUCGCAAGAAGCCCGUCAAAGUUAGUUUUGACGAUGAGGCGGAAAUUGUUGGGGUGGCUGCUAGCCCUCCAACGUCACCAGAGGAUGUCGUCCCUGAAUCGCCCCCAGGAAGAUCAAAGUCGAAAACAAGCUGGUUCCAUCUUCACAAACGGAAGUCCUCGCCCUUGCGGUCCACCGAUGGAAACGAAUUCGAUGAGGUGUUGAAACCUCGUGCAGCUUUACCAUCUUUCGGCAGCAUCCGAGGUAAUAAAGAUGGCGCGCGUGCGGAGGCGACAGUUCAGCACGAUGUGGAUGAUGACUCUGUGUCCGAAUCGGACGAUGAUUUCCCCAACGGUCAUGCUAUUAAUAAUAUCAUUUCUCGUGCGUCGGAAGCGAACGUGCCGGAGCAGGAACAGUCUUAUGUUGCACAGCCUGCGGUGUCCACUGAUGCCGCUGCAAAGGAUGAUGCAGAGAAGGAAGCUAUUGAUGACUAUGAGUUGGAGCCUGGGUUCUUCCAGAAGACGCAGCUAUCGCCGUUGGUCGAGGUCCCGUCUGAUCAGAAUCUUCCCCUCUCUGACGAACCGGACCUGGAAAUGCCUGAUAUUCCUGGCAUGCCUGAUAUCACACUUCACCCGGCGACUCCUGAUCCUGAAAAGGGAAGGACAAGCCUUGAGAGGUGGGAUAGCCCAGAGGAAUACCCACGCCAGUCUAUCGAAGUGGAGCCCGAAGAGACGAGUCAACUUAAGGGAAAGAGGAGGGAUUCAGCUGAUAAUGAUUCCAGCUCGAGCGUGUACAGCGAUGCAGAGGAGGAUCUGGAUGGCUCAGGCUUUGGUUCUAUCAACGCCAUUGUUGAUCACGAAAAAGCACAUUCGGAGCCAGGAGUUGCAGUCACGACGCCGGAUGACGAAACACGCUAUGCUGAACGCGAUCCAAAUGCGACCGGCAUCCCGGAGACCUGCCAGAUCGCACGUGUGCAGACUCCUGUUCAGGAACAGUCAAAGUCUCCAGCGCCCAGUUCGCCCGGUUUGAUUGAGCCACUUCCGCUCUCCUCGCCGCCAGCGCAGUCUGAGGAGAACAGGCAUCCCGUUCAGAGAGGGGUCAGCCCUUCUUCAACAGUACCGGUGGAAGUCUAUAGCAUUGCCAGCGCACGAGAUUAUGACCCCAAGGAGGUGGAUGCUCGCCCGAGGCAAGUCAAGUCCAACAGCCCCAAUGCCCAGAGAGCUCAACGUCAAAGCCAAAAACGUCCUGAACCCUCGGCACCUACCACACGAAAAGAAGUCAAUAGUCCAGACCUCGCUGACCUGGAGGCGAACGGCGGUGCUCACAUGCCUCGACGUCAGCUCUCAAACGGAAGUGACUCGUCGAGCAGUUUUAAACGAGCUCGACGGGGUAGUCGCGGCGGGAUAGGCAUGAGAAGGACUUUACGAAGCCAAGAAAGCAGCUCGGUCCCUCCUUCCUCUACGAGAGUAGCCGCUCCUGUUGAUCCUCCCCCCAUGCCCUCUGGCUUAGGAGCAGGUACCAUGCGCACAACUUUGCGGAAUAAUACCUCGCGGAAAGAGAAGCCAUCUUUCUUCUCUACUGGCAAGACGCAUAAAGGAAAGUUUGCGAAGGGCGCCAGCACACCGUUUUCUUCCCGAUUCCCGGACUCGGAAUCGGACUCUGAUGACGGCGUCCAGAACCGAAGACUGCAACGUCCAGGCCACCGUUCGGUCAGAAGCAUGAGCGAUAAUGACAUGCGUCCUGUUCGCGGUAUCCCGCGCCGGAAGGACGCCUAUGACGGGGACUCUACUGAGCUAGAAGACAGCUCUGAUGGCGAAAGGCGCCCUAGCUCUGCACCAAGAGGCUCAACGGCGAAAGCUUCCGCGCGCCAACCCCAGUCUUCAACUGUCCGAGACCCUGCGCUGGCUGCAGUGGCGAAAUCUCGUGGCAUGACGGAAGACGAACUGGAGGAAAUGCUCAAUCGUGGCUCUCGCAAGCCCAGCCUUCUCAACCGCCUAAGUAUGAGGAAGUCGAAACCGGUUACGCAACGCGGAAAAUUGCAGUUGUCCGAGGCGCUCUCGAAUGGGACAAUCCCAGAGCAUCCGCAGGCGCAAGUUUACCCCGCAGAAGCUGCGAACAACAGCCCCAGGGCUCUGGCAAGUUCCUCGAAAUUGACAAAGAAGUCUCUCCAGAAGUCAUCUCCGGGUGACACCUGGCCUCUGAGCUCUGAACAAGCCGAACCCGUCGAUUCCGCCAUUGGAUCGGUAUCAUCACCCUCGACCGCACAAAACUCCGUAAGGCCGCAAACGCCGAACGGACGUACGGUUAACGGAAACGAACCCGUCCCGCCUGAGCAGACUUUCGGUAUCACUACAGAGUGUACACCGGCGAAUGGCCAAAACCAGGACAAACCUGCCGUCAAGGGCAACCGUGCCUCGGAUGUGGUCAUUGAAGGAUCCGGACGCAAGAAGCGAUUCCAGCGCUUAAAGAAAGCAUUUGGCAUCGGCAAGUAG